AGCCAGACAGCCAAACUUCUAAAUAUAGAUCCACAGUGUCUAUCUAGUGUCCAGGGUUGUUUUCUCUGUCACUUUUUUCCCCCCAGAGCAUGGCUAUAAGAGGGUGUGUCAGCAGUGGUGCUUCGCAGUUCACUAACAGCAGAUGCAGCAGCAAACCAGAGACAAUGGUCAGACACUUGUUGUUGAACCUUCUGCUUCUCUUUUCACACAACUGUGACAUUUUUAUCGAUGCUGUGAAGAUUGAAGAUCUAGAGGAGCAGACCUGGAACAAUCACAGCCUCCAUUCUGUCCCUCAGGAUUUAGAUACAAGGCUUAAAAGACUAGACCUGUCCAAUAACUUCAUCAGACAGUUACAAACACUUGCUUUGCCAUACUUGGAGCAGCUGGAUCUCAGUUCUAACCAGCUGGAUCUUAUCUCCAAAGGAGCUUUUGAAAAUCUGGCUCAGCUCGAGCAGUUGAAUUUGUCCAGAAAUGCACUGAACAACAACCUUGGCAGCAACAGCAAAGCUCUCCAAUCCAUUGGUACACUGAGGAGAUUGGACCUAUCCCUGAAUGGCCUGAGUGAUUACUCAGCGAGGCUCUUCCUUCGCAACAAAACUUCCCUUGAUGAACUUAAGAUGACUGGUAAUUCUUUAAUAAGACUUUCACGCAGGAUGUUCCAAGAGAGUAAUGCUCUGAGGGCCGUUACUUUGGAUGACAAUUUGAUAUCAGUAAUAGAACAGGGGACAUUUGAACCACUGUGGCAAUUAGAGAUACUAAACUUGGCCCAAAAUAACCUUGCUCAUAUCUGUGAUUUUACAUUAAUUCAACUGAAACACCUGAACCUAAGCCACAAUUCAAUAGAGUUUUUUAUGUCACGUGAAAAUGACCACAUGUAUGAGCUUGAGGUUCUUGAUUUGAGUUUUAACAAACUUUUGUAUUUCCCAAUUGUUCCAAAAAUGAACCAGUUGAAGUUUCUUUACCUACAAAACAACAUGGUUGGGUCCUUGAACUCAGAGGCGUCAAUGGUAUCAGGAGCUAAUUCUGUGUACAGUGACAUUAUGAGUGAGAAAAUAAUUAGCAAAAACAACUUGCAUGCAAACUGGAGGCUCAUGCCACUGCUUUACAUCGAUUUGAGCUAUAACCACUUCACAUCUUUCCCGCUGGAGACUUUAAGCAGACUGUCUUUCUUAGAAACAUUGAAUUUCAGCUACAACUGUCUACAAAGUAUCACCUGGAAUGUCAGGAAUUACAGUAAUAUGGGAUACCAACGUCAGCUUUACUUUCCAUCCUUAAAACAACUCUACAUGAAAAGCAAUGGCCUUGUGAACAUUUCCCAUUUUUUCCUUAAAGCAUUAACCAAAAUAGAAACAUUAAACCUAGAGGACAAUUCUGUGCAGCCUUGUGCAUUCAAGGGCCAUUUGAGCUCAGAGCCAACACAGCAAAUGCUUUUCAAUAAACACUGUGUAGCCUUUCAGCAACUUAGUACACUUAAACACCUCAUCCUGAGGAAAAACAACAUAAGAAUACUUCAUGCUAAUGCAUUUCAGCAAACGUCUUUGCAUUCUCUUGAUCUUGCAGGAAAUAUUGAUAUGGCGAUGCAUUUAGGUGCACUAGAGGGCGUGCAGGAAACUCUUGAGUCCUUGAUUAUAAGUGAAAAUAACAUGACCAGCUGUGAUCUGUCUUUGCCCUGUUUGCCAGCCUUGAGUCAGCUAAACCUGUCAAACAACCACAUUGACAACAUACCCAGCAGUUUGAGCUGCUCUCCGCUGAUGGAAAUAGACAUUAGAAACAAUGCCUUUGUAUCUUUAAAGAUGCGUGUUAUCGCAUCAAACCUUCAGAUCAUGUACUUCAAUGGAAAUUACUUCAACUGCUGUGACAGGGAGUGGUUUAAAACUUUAAAAGAGUUUAAAAUUCAGUUACCUGACAUCAAUGAUACAACAUGUUUUUUUGGUCACAGAAAAGUCUUCAUGGCUGAGUAUAUGAAUAGCUCUUCAUCAUACUGUCACUUUCAGAACAAACCCCAGGGUGUUGGCUUUGGAUACGUGUUGAUUGUGGUUUUAUUUGUUUUUGUAAUGAUUACAGUGUUUGCUGUAUUUACCCGGAAACUGUGUUACGCACAAGUAUCGCUAAUAGUGUGAUCACUGGCGUAUUUUGUGCAGUGUAAAAGGCACUGCGUAGGAGAGAACAGAGAACAAACUGCAGCAACUGAAGCGUGAUUCCUGUGAGUUUCACUCUGCAUGACGCAUUUACACAUGUGCGGUUUAAUGGCAGCUAGGUUAUAAAAACAAACAGACUUUUGAUUAAGUAAAGUAGUAACGGUUCCAUAAUGAGACACAUGCAUUUAUUCUCACACUAUCCAAGUGCUCCUCUGUGACUCCGCUCCCCAUUACUAGUCUGUCAGACAUGAAUCCCCCCGUGUCAAGAUGUUGUGAUUGAAUUUGGCUUUAUCAACUCCCAAGCUUUUCGGUUGCAGUGCCGCCAAAUCACUUACGUUCUGCCCAUCCUCCAUUGUGAAAUGUUUGUUUGCAGCUAAGAGUCUAACCUCAGCUCAAAUUUCUAUGACGUCUGUAAAGUCUUGCACAAUGUUUCCAGAAUCAAGACUGACCACCUCAAAAUGUCAAUAAAGUGUCAAGUAGAAAGCCUGUAGGAGUUUCUGUGUAAACACACGUAAAGAUUCUUGAAUAAAGUUAUUUAUUUGACAGUGUGGAUACACAAGAGCUAACUUCAAUGUAUCGCGGUAUAUGCGACCAUGCUGUGCCCUGUAAUCUGUUAGGUUUUUGUGGCUGACUGGGGAAGAUGUAACCAAAGCCAGUGGUAAAUGUGGUACCAUGAAUAAUAUAACAAACAUCAUAGUAACCAUACUGUAAACAGUCAUCAUGUGCAUAAUAACCAAAAAAAUCAGUGAUGUUUUAUAAAGGGGGAGUGGGUUCAUCUGUUUGUGGGAAAAUAAAUAUUACCUGUACAUGGCCUGCCAUACAAUUCUGUGAGAAGGACUGUAGUCAGAUCAAGUCUAUCCCAAAUUCACAUUAUUUUUCUCAAUGGACUUUAGUCUACCAUUUAGCAUCUCCUUAUUGCUACAUAAUAAGAAAUGCUAUUGGUUUUGCAUGAGGUUAUAAAUUGUAUUUAAUUUGUUCCCUGCUCCUGCAGUCGCACAACUUCCUGGUGAAAGCAUCUGAAAAGUCUCUGUACGUAUUUUAUUACGUAAGCGAAUGCAGAUUUUUGUUUUAAUUAUGCAUUGUUAAACAUUAAAUGAAGAUUUGUUCAAAAUGUA
Molecule: messenger RNA, 3253 nt
Organism: Cynoglossus semilaevis (tongue sole)
Lineage: Eukaryota; Metazoa; Chordata; Actinopteri; Pleuronectiformes; Cynoglossidae
Product: leucine-rich repeat-containing protein 32-like
Cellular component (GO): extracellular matrix
Molecular function (GO): protein binding
Source: RefSeq, a predicted model, not a curated record